ACCACCGGGCUCCGGCCUUUUAUCUCGGCGCUGGCUUGGGGGAGGCGGGAGGAGGAGACACCAGGGGUGGCCCUGAGCACAGGCGACACCUUUUUUCCCGGACUAUAAAUUGAGCACCUGGGAUGGGUAGGGGGGCGACGCAGCCACUGUCGUCUGCAGUCACAGUCUGGCUACUGACAGUAGCAGUGCCCUUGGGCGGCAGCCGGCAGCCGGAACACUGAGCUGUCAAGGAGCAGAGAAUCAAGAGACGCAGGAAGAGCCAGGCCAGUGCUCUUCCCACCGACCACCCACCGCCAUCGCCAUCGCGAGCUUUCAGACGCCAAAGCCAAGAAGCCGCGCAUCUCACACCGCCCGGCUGCAAACAGAGCAGAGCCAGAGAGUGCGGAGGAGGAGCCAGGAAUCCCGCCGCACCGGCUGUAGCCAGGCCCCCGGCGAAGGCCUCGCGGAGUGCGUGAAGGCGUGCCCACCUCCCCCCCUUACUCGACCGGCCAUUCCGGGUCGCCUCCGUGUCCCUGUGCUUCGACUCCGGCGCGGCCACCAUGAUGCAAAUCUGCGACACCUACAACCAGAAGCACUCGCUUUUUAACGCCAUGAAUCGCUUCAUCGGCGCCGUGAACAACAUGGACCAGACGGUGAUGGUGCCUAGCCUGCUGCGCGACGUGCCCCUGGCGGAGCCCGGGCUAGAUGACGACGUUAGCGUGGAGGUAGGCAGCAGUGGCGGCUGCCUGGAGGAGGGCACGCCCCCGGCCCCCAGCCCCGGCAGCGCCAACGGCAGCUUUUUCGCGCCCUCCCGGGACAUGUACAGCCAUUACGUGCUGCUUAAGUCCAUCCGAAACGACAUCGAAUGGGGAGUCCUGCACCAGCCGCCGCCGCCGGCUGCAGGCAGCGAGGAGGGCAGCGCUUGGAAGUCCAAAGAAAUCCUGGUGGACCUGAGCCCCCUGGAGAGAGCGGAUGCCGGCGAAGAAGACCUGGAGCAGCAGUUCCACUACCACCUGCGCGGGCUGCACACUGUGCUGUCCAAACUCACGCGCAAAGCCAACAUCCUCACCAACAGAUACAAGCAGGAGAUUGGCUUCAGCAACUGGGGCCACUGAGGCGAGGCGCCCGCGGCUGCCCAGCACCCUCUCCUCUAGCCCCAUUUCUCACCCUCUUUCUUUCCUCCAAGCUAUUUUCUUCUCGCUGUGGGGCGCCGAGGGCUGACUGCAAAGUUGGGGGUUGGGGAGAUGGGGGAGCUACGUAGGAGCAGAGGGCGCGGCGGGGCUGUGUGGAGGAGGGGUUCUUAGUGCGAGGAGAGGAGCGCGGCCGCGGGCCGCGGGGGACUUAAGGACCCGCGGAAGGGUGUCUGCAUUCUGUGCUGGUGGGAAUGGGACUGGGCUGACGCCCCGCAUUCAGCCUGUGCCUUUCCUGGGGUUUCUUGUCUGUUCUUUCCGGAGGAAAAAGGCCUGGGAGGGGUGCCAUGCCAGGGCGCGGCGCUGGGGUUGCCUCACUUGGGAACGCAGCCCAGAGCUGGGUGCUGGGGAAGGCGGGGCGCGCGCAGCCUCCCGCCGCCCUGUCGUCGGGCCGGUGGAGGCCCUGGCCUUGCUAGGAUUGCAUCAGUUUUCCUGUUUGCACUAUUUCUUUUUUGUAACCGUGGCCCUGUCUUAAAUAUUUCAAGUCUCCUCGCUUUGAAACUUAGGCGAUUCCAUUGUGAUAAGCGCACAAACAGCACUGUCUGUAACCGGUACUACUUUAUUAAUGAUCCUCUGUUACACUGUACAGUAGUCCUGUGGCACCCUCACCCUAGCCCCUUCACCCCACCCCACGUCCACUCCAGUGUGUGUAAGCUGGAAGGGUGUCAGUUUGUACGAAGCUUGCCACUCUGCCAGUGAAAAUAAUAACAUUAUUAUGACAAGUGAAUUUAUCCAAAAUGGAACCAACUGAAAUUCUACACGCCCUGUGCAUAGAGUGAUGAAGGGUUCCUCUGUUGUUACUUGUUUUAAUUUUAUUUAAAACCUUUUUUUUAAUCCAGAUGUAGACUAUAUUCACAAAAAUAAAAAAAGCCAAAUGUGUUAACUAAUCUAGA
Molecule: messenger RNA, 2062 nt
Organism: Ochotona princeps (American pika)
Lineage: Eukaryota; Metazoa; Chordata; Mammalia; Lagomorpha; Ochotonidae
Gene: MID1IP1
Product: MID1 interacting protein 1
Exons: 2
Coding region: 540-1094 (184 amino acids)
Biological process (GO): regulation of lipid biosynthetic process
Cellular component (GO): cytosol
Source: RefSeq, a predicted model, not a curated record